Molecule: messenger RNA, 1521 nt
Organism: Populus euphratica (Euphrates poplar)
Lineage: Eukaryota; Viridiplantae; Streptophyta; Magnoliopsida; Malpighiales; Salicaceae
Product: cyclin-P3-1-like
Exons: 2
Coding region: 639-1241 (200 amino acids)
Biological process (GO): regulation of cyclin-dependent protein serine/threonine kinase activity
Molecular function (GO): protein kinase binding
Source: RefSeq, a predicted model, not a curated record
AAAAACCCCUCUAAUCAUCAAAUAAGAAACUAAGAACUCCAAGGCGAUUCAUCUCCUUCAACGAGCAGUAAGUCAAGACCAGCUUUACAAAAAGUUAUCCAUGCUUGACAUGGGCUGUGCCUGAAACUUUAUCUUGGUUCUCCUACUAUAGUACCUGGAAUCUACAUCGAUGUUCUGUGUUUCUUCUACUUGUGUGCAGCACAUGUAUGCACCUUAAUUAGUGCAUGAUGGCAGAGUAUUCCUUUUCUGCUACUUGUCUUUGAGAAACUUAUGUAGUGCUGCAAUGUAAAGGCUUGAAUAAUUGUCCCAAUUGGCCCACUUGGAAUAGUCUUUAAUUUCAAAGGUCACAUCAGUAUGUUCCGUGUAAACUUUAUCUGGAAGGAAAGAAUAGCUUGGAAAAAGAUGCACUUCCUCUUUAUCCCUGGUUAAUUUUGGCGAUGGCAAUGUUCUUGUCAGAGUAGUUUUCAGACAGAGAAGCUAGCUCAGAUAAGGUCGAACCCUAAUCCUUACAGUGUGAUUUUCAGUCAUUUGUAGGAAUCAGACAGUACGUAGUAUUAGUUCCAUGGUUUUGCCUUCUCUAUUUUCACUAAUGCAAGUAUACAUAUUUGCAGCUUUGAUUCAAGUCUGGCGCCAAAGGUAUGGCUGCUGAAUCAGAAACUUUCAUGGCUUUGGGUCUAUCAGAUGAAUCCGGUAGAGGAGUUUCGGGAACCCCACGGGUGCUCGUGCUUAUUGCAUCUGUUCUCGAGAAAUCCCUUCAAAAGAACGAAAAGCAGUCAACCACGUCAAGAAGAAAAGAUGCUAUUACCAUCUUCCAUGGCUCAAGAUCUCCCACCUUGAGCAUUACACAGUACAUCGACCGCAUAUUCAGGUACUCGAGGUGCAGCACUUCUUGCUUUGUUGUUGCCUAUAUAUACAUCAACAAGUUCCUUCAGCAAACGGAUGCCUAUCUUACCUCCCUGAAUGUACACCGUCUUCUGAUCACAAGCAUCAUGGUAGCUGCAAAGUUCUUGGAUGAUGAGUGCUAUGACAAUGCCUAUUAUGCCAGGAUUGGAGGUGUAAGCACUGCAGAAAUGAAUAGAAUGGAGAUGAAAUUCUUGUUCAAUUUGGAUUUUAGGCUCCAUGUUACAGCCGAAGUAUUCAUGAACUGCUGCUUGAAACUGGAAAAUGAAAGUGGGAAGUACCAGAAUGGCCAGGCCGAUCCAAGCUUGUGGCCUCGAAGGCGGCCAGCAAGACAAAGAUGAGAGGAAUCAUGCUGCCAGAAUUGCAGGUUACAGCAACAAAACCAUGGUGAAAGCACUCUUUUCUUCUGCUAAGCAAGAACAAUUUAGCAUGGAACUGAGUACAUAACUAUACAUGGAAUGUGAAGGUUUCCUGAUCUGCAAAUAGCAAAAAAAAUCUCACCAUCAUUUAGCACAUGGUGUCCAAGCCAGAAAAUAUAAUGACAGUAGUCAUAUCAUAAAAAUCUGUAGCAAAAUUUUUAUUAUUGUACAAGCCCUGCACAAUAACUGAGUUUUCAUGGUA